This is a messenger RNA of Lachancea meyersii CBS 8951, 816 nucleotides long. Lineage: Eukaryota; Fungi; Ascomycota; Saccharomycetes; Saccharomycetales; Saccharomycetaceae. The record is from the annotation of a GenBank genome assembly.
AUGACGCAUUAUCCAGUGACCAGUCUCGACGACGGCGUCCUUACACACCAAAACAUGAUGCUCUUAGAAAACGUGACAAACUUGGAAAGACCUGCCAUAGACUACUACCAUUGCGACCUUUCGCGAGACGAUCCCCUGGUGAUGCCCCAGACCUGGAACCUACUGCUGCGGCUCGGCAAAUACAAACUGCUGCGGCUGCCCUCGUGUUCUGCAGAAGAUGAAAAAGACUACCAGCGAUAUGUGAAAAGAUUGCACCAUUGUCUGUGGCGUCGCUGGUCCAUCUCGUACUACAAGCUGGGCACCAAAAAACUCGAUCCCGGGGCGAUCAACUGGAACAAAGAACAGGACUUCACCGUGCUGUACGGCCCGGACCUCACUGUGGACGACGAGCGUCCACAUCCAAGCCCAGAACCGAAACCUCAGCACUCCGAAAUAGAGCCAGCAGACGCCAAACCUGUGCUGUCGCUUGUGUCCUCCAAAAACGUAGACUCUGAACCCGAGGAUUUCUUUAGCUGCGUCUCGUCAUCGCUCGAGUCCCGUGACUCCUCCAUCUUCGACCACGUCCCUUCAAAACCGUGUCUCAGACACGACAAAUCUUCCCAUCGUGGCCGCAGGCGGCCUCUGAAGUUCAACGACCAGGUGCUGUGCCGCAACAUCGACCCUUACGGUUCUCUUUGUGAGUGCAAAAUUGUACUAAAUGACACCCACAUGCGUAUUCUACAAAGCGAGUCCGAACCGGAGCCAGAAGCAGACUACAUUCAGUAUCCCACUGGCAUCUGGGAUGCAGAGAGCGACCUGGAUUUGGAAUUUGCUUGA